Messenger RNA from Salvia miltiorrhiza (redroot sage), 1220 nucleotides. Its product is annotated as calmodulin-binding protein 25-like. Gene Ontology annotation, cellular component: nucleus. Gene Ontology annotation, biological process: response to osmotic stress. NCBI's taxonomy places the organism in Eukaryota, Viridiplantae, Streptophyta, Magnoliopsida, Lamiales, Lamiaceae. Gene Ontology annotation, molecular function: calmodulin binding. The record is from RefSeq and is a predicted model, not a curated record. The transcript has a single exon. Bases 333 to 992 code for a protein of 219 amino acids.
AAAUUUAAACUAUACCACAGUCAAAAUAAAAUGGGCAUUGCGUUAAUUAAGGAUAAUUUAUUCGCGUAGCUCUGAAAAAAUCAAUUAAUUUAUGCCCUUUAUAUGUUGCAUGCCACCUGGCCAUAUAAACGCGUUUCCUUCUUCACCGUCCUAUUUAUUCACCUCGCUCUCUCCAUUCCUAUAAACCUCGCAUUUCUCUCUCUUCUUCUUUUUAUACUCAUGGCUACUACUCUCUCUGACUCAUUGCUUCUUCUCUAAAUCUUCCAUCACCACAAAAACUAGCUCAAUUUCCAAUCAAACUGUUCGAAUUUGUUGAUUUCGAGUUUCAAUCAAUGGCGUCUUACGAUAAUUUGCUGGCGGAGCAGCCCUGGUCCUUCCGCCCGUCGUUUCCCGACACCUGGAUUGCCGAUCUCUUCACGAUGGAAAACGAGACCCUAUCGAAGGCGAUGCAGGCCUCGAUCUCCGGCUGCGCCGCCGCCUCGCCGCACGGCGGCGCCAUCUCAUCCGGAAUGCUUCAACCUGUGUACUCGAAGGCGGACGCGACGCCGGUUCACACGCCGACGGUCUCCGGCGUGUCGGAGAACGAGGCUCUCGUCUCGAAGCAGCGGCGGCGGGGCUGCGGGGUGCCUCCGAUCGGCGGCGGCAGGGUGGCGAAGCGCAAGUCGCGGCCGUCGAAGCGCGCCGCCGCGACGACGUUCUACGCCGCGGAUCCAGAGAACUUCAUGCGGAUGGUGCAGCAGGUGACCGGCAUGAGGAUCGGAGGCGCGACCGAGCGGCUCGCCUGCGCCGCGGCGGUGUCGAGGCCGGAGCCGCGGAGAGCGGCGGACGGAUUCCCGACGCUGGACACGUCGGCGGCAUUCAUGCUCGGCAGCUCGGCUUCGUCUCUGGUGUCCACGUCCUACGCGGCGGCGGCGGGCGAUGGCGGGGCGGCGGAGCAUUACUUCGAUUCUCUUUGUAGCUUUCCCACGCUCGAAUCGUGGGAGGCCGUGUAGCUCUGUAGCGAGAAUAGUUUCUAUUUCUGCUUCCUCUUAUUUUUUUUUUCUCUAUUUUGUAGGGAGGGGUAAAAAGGGAAUAUUGUUAAUAUUGUGGGGGUAUGGGUGGAACAUUAAUCAUCUUCAAUUUUUUCCAUCACCAUGAUGAUGAUGAUAAUGACGAUGAUUAGUAUUUUUUGCCUUUCUUUAUUAGGAAAUUAAACUAAAUUCAUGCUUAUUAUAUUGUUG